AUGGCCACGGAACGCUCAUUGGCUACUCUGUUGCGGUCGCUGCAGGCGACUUCCAGCUUUCAAGAUGCCUCUGGUCUUCUUCCGACAGCUACCAGCUUUCUGUCAAUGCUGGGAAAUCCCUUGAAUUUGACACUGCUAUCUUCACAACUACUCGCUGCGCCUUCGCUUUGGAGUCACCCCGUUGACCUCCAAUCGUGUCGCAAGAUCCUCAGCAUCUUUAAUACCGCCGCUAUCGCCGUCUUGCAGAAUGAUAGUCAUGAGGAGCCCCGAAUACCAUACGGACGAAACAGGAAAAUUGAGUGCGAGGCGUGGGUUAAGGCGGUCGCUGAGGGUGCCGAUGAUAAGUCCCCGCGGUGGAGGCACAUGCUUUUGCUCGGCGGUAUCCUUAUGGGAUUCGAAGGACAGAACCGACAAGGCUUACCACGGCAUAUUCGGGUAAAGCUUGAGUCAGCUCUUGCGAGAGCAACGCAAUUGGCGCUGGAGGAGCUGGACUCCGAGAUCGGCAUCGAUGGACAAUGUAUUACUAUGGUUUUGAACUAUACCUUCGAGCUCUUGUCGGAUCUUGAGAGGAGCAAGUUUGAUUAUGAUCGUUUGCUUCCCACGAUGAUUCAGUCGGCAUAUUUGUCCUCUGAAGGCCUCGCAGGUGGUUAUUUCUUGGGAUCCAUUGAUCAGGAUGUUGUUGAGGCCCCCGGAAAGCAGUUCCGCUGGUCAUCCAACUCCCCGACAUUUGGUAUUGUGUCAGCAAUAGCUGCUCGUCCGCUUGUUUCAACCCUAGGUCCUUUGUCCCGUCUUAUCGCGCAUUCCGUGGAUAAUGUCCGGGAUCCGAGGAUCGUCGCGCAGACGGUUGAUUACCUUGCGGACUUCGUUCGGACACUUAUGGUCCAGUGGCGGCAAAAUAAGUUGUCUGAGAUCGACGUUGCGGAGGAAGCCGAGUUUCUUGAUGCAGAGUCCCGGGAAAUUACACUUCCUGCACUUUGGAAAACGUUGCGAAAUUGCUUGUAUUCGGUAGUUAUUACCCUUCGGGCCGUCCUGGGGAGAACUAUCAAUGACCCGGUUCUUGCUGCUGGCAGUAGCGCACCAUACCUUUCAAUGCAAUGCCUUCACAUCCUUCGCAACAUGUAUUUCAUUUCUUCUCGAAUUGGACAGAAUGCCUCCUCGCAGCAGACGUUUGUGCUGCUGGCAGCCAUAGAUAUCCUCUCGCAAUAUCCCGUUCUUGCCGAGAACUUCCUGCGAAGCAUCAAGCCAAGUGAAAUUGGGCAAAUACCCGCGCAUCCAGUCGAAAGAUGUUUGGAUCUUUUCUUCUUGAAUGUGGCAGAGCAUUUCCCUCUUGUUCUGUCGUCAGAGACAAACGAAGAACUACUUUUAUCUGCGGCUUUUCCGUAUCUUGCAGCAGGUGCCAACAGCCUCUUAUUGGAAAUCUUCGAGGCUGCCCACAGUCUAGUGCUUGUCGUCUUCGCCAUCCCCCACAAUUCGGAUUUGGCUGCCAAACAUCUGCCUUUCUAUAUUGAAACCCUUUUCACUGUUUUCCCCAAUAACCUUUCCGCGCGUCAAUUCCGUCUUGCUUUCAAGACUGUCAUCCAAAUUACAGCACCCCCUUCACCCUUAGCAAAUACCCAACCCCUUCUACCCUCUAUCUUGCUGGAGGUUGUUCACGACCGUGCUUUGAACGCCUCGUCGACACCACUACCGCCGCAGGGCCCAAAUCCGGAUAUGAGCCAGAGUCCACCUGUCUCCGAACAAGCCGUUCUGACGCUUGCUCUCCUUGAUUCCCUCUCAUUCCUCCAAGUGAACGACCUAAAAGAAUGGCUUCCCCUAGCGGCGCAAUUGAUUAACACAAUCUCCGACCGUCAUAUGCGACAUACUUGUAUUGAGCGCUUCUGGGAAGCCCUUGCCGGCGGCGAAAUGGACGUUGAUCGAGCUCACUGCUGUGUCACUUGGUGGAGCUCUCAAGGUGGACGUGAGCUUGUCCUUUUCGGUUCUGAGCCCACCCCAGGCGACUCAGAUGAAAAUGGACCUUACAUGAGUGGCGCGGUCGGAGGCGUGGCACCGGAAAGUAAGCUAUAA
Penicillium paradoxum is the source of this 2064-nucleotide messenger RNA. RefSeq names its product putative peroxisomal membrane protein Pex17 (gene pex8). The record is from RefSeq and is a predicted model, not a curated record. The transcript has 4 exons. The coding region runs from base 1 to 2064 and encodes 687 amino acids. NCBI's taxonomy places the organism in Eukaryota, Fungi, Ascomycota, Eurotiomycetes, Eurotiales, Aspergillaceae.